AUGUAUCAGGACGUCGAGGACGAGCCACCGCACAUGUGGCGACUUCGUGGCAGUCCAGAGCUAGGCGGGACAGGAAUAGUCCAACCAGGCGCAAUCACAGACCCGGACCUAGCCUAUUUCCAUGUCUUUUCCUUGGAGCCACGUGAGCUGGCGUUGCUCACCUUUGACUUGCGACAUCUGUCCCUGCGAAUGCGGUAUGGGCGCGAUUGGCAGAUUCGUGUCUUCGUUGACAAGGCCGACGCAGAUCCGCCCCUCAGUCCUCUUCACAUCGACCCGCUGGACUGUGCUUUUAUCGUUUCAGACAGGGCUAGUGCGGGAAAGUACCCCUUCCGGGCCACAACGAAUGCUCGCGAACGGGGAUGUCGGGCCUUGGAAGUGCCCAAUUCGUUUACCUUCGACACUGACGAGACACAGUAAUCAUGCUGAUACUAGUCCAUCUUGAGGAAAGUAUCAAUGUCCAUAUCGCAGAUAUCCACGAUCACUCUACUCUAACGGUUUUGUUGAAGCAAUUACACGACCAAGGUCUCUUCAUCUCGAUAGUUAUUUUAUUAUGUAGGUCGGCUCCACCACAAGUUAUGAUGUAGGUACCCGGACCCGGUUUUAUUGCGGAACACUGCCUUCACGUUGAAUUUGUACGCGGAAAUGGCGAUUCACUUUAAGGUGGAAGUCCAAAUUUUGAACGGACUUUUCGUCGCUGAUCGGCUGAUGUUCGAGCGCAGCUGCGUCGUGGAAAUCGUGUCGCCGCAGCGAGCGGCAGUCGGGACUCACAAAGCUUUCGUGGCAGAGAUUGCACAAGCACUGAGGGUUGAGUUACCCUAUAACAUGCCGCUUAGUACUGUUAAAGUCGAGGAUGAAGAGAAGACGCCGGAAACGAUUCAAUGGGCUUUCCUCAACUGGUCGCCGGUAAUCUUUAGUACUUUCUAUAGAGGUUUGAUGUUUGGCUGUGCGUUACUUGAGUACUGUUUGCGCAUUGAUCAUCGAAAUCAGAUUCCUGUGGCCUGGAAGGUCGCAUUUAUUAUUUCCGACGAGUCAGACAUAUGGCAUUACAUACUUCUCACUACAGUCGAAGCGCGUGUCUGUGCCUUAUCGAGCCAACGCGGACGCAUCGGCGUUAGAGAUGUCCAUCCCGUUGCAUGUAGAGAUGCGUUUGCCGUCAACGGAUAAUGAGUUUGUCUUCAUGCAAAAAAAGACCUAUUUUGGUGGACGAGAAAUGGUUACCUUCGGCCAUUUGCCUUACUGGUCGAAUUGUCGUGGCUUCGGACGAACCGCGCCACUUUGGGCGAUCCUAGAACAGGGCACAUCAUGCCGCUGGGAAGAAACUUAUGGCACCUGA
Messenger RNA from Amoebophrya sp. A25, 1333 nucleotides. Lineage: Eukaryota; Dinophyceae; Syndiniales; Amoebophryaceae. The record is from the annotation of a GenBank genome assembly.